AAAUCCCUCGUGUUAGCCGCAACUUCAAUUCCAUGGCGAGCGCGAGCGCGAGCGCCGAUCCAUGCGGCAUUUGCCUCGGCGACAUCAGCCGUGGACAGGCCGUGUUCGUGGCCGAGUGCUCCCACACCUUCCACCACCGCUGCAUCUCCAACAACGUCGCGCGCGGCAACCACGACUGCCCGCUCUGCAAGGUCACGUGGCGCGACUUGCCGGCCACCAUCGACCCCGUCGCGCCGGCGCCGCCCCGGAAGUACGCCGACGACGAUGAAACGGUGGUGGCGCAGGGCGUUGUCCAGGCGCAGGCAGACGCCGCCGGCUUGGCGGCCCACGUUGGGGAGAUGGCGCUGAAGACGUACUGCGAGUUUCCGGCCGUCGCGAGGGACGUGCCACGCGACAACUUCGCGGUGGUCGUGCACGUCAGGGCGCCAGAUCAUCAGGCCGGUGGUGUCGCAGCCGACGAGGUGCGCGCCCCGCUCGACCUCGUGACGGUGCUCGACGUCAGCGGCAGCAUGGAGGGCAGAAAGCUGGCGCUGCUCAAGCAGGCCAUGGGAUUCGUCAUCGACAACCUCGGCCCCGCCGACCGCCUCAGCAUCGUAUCUUUCUCGACCGAAGCAAGCCGCAAGAUCCGGCUCACGCGCAUGUCAAGCGACGGCAAGGCCUCAGCGAAGCGUGCCGUGGAGUCCCUGGUUGCUAACGGCUUGACGAACAUCUCCAAAGGCCUCCUUGUGGCAUCUGAGGUGCUCGCCGACCGCCGGUACCGGAACGCCGUGGCCAGCGUCAUCCUUCUCUCCGAUGGCCAGGACAACAAGUCCGGUGUUGGUAGGAACCACCAGAACCUCGUGCCAGCUUUGUUCAGGGACGCCGACAACAGGCCGGGGCCGAUCCACACCUUCGGCUUCGGCGCCGAUCACGACUCUGUAGCUAUGCACACCAUCGCGGAGGUGGCGUGUGGCACGUUUGCCUUCGUGGAGAACCAGGAGGUCGUCCAGGACUCGUUCGCGCAGUGCAUCGGCGGGCUUCUCUCGGUGGCCGUGCAGGACGCGAGCCUUGCCGUGACGUGCGUGCACCCCGGGGUGCGUGUCCGGGAGGUCAAGUCCGGCCGCUACGGGAACCUCGUCGGCGAGGAUGGCCGUGCCGCCUCCGUGGAUGUCGGCGAGCUGUACGCCGAUGAGGAGAGGCGCUUCUUGCUGUUCCUGGACGUGCCAAGGGCGGAAGCAGCGGAAGAGGUUACCUGCUUGAUGAAACUGAGCUGCACCUACCGGGAUACCGUGACAGGGCGUGCGGUGGAUGUCGCUGGCGAAGAUGCCAUUGUUCAGAGGCCGGUCGAGGUGGCCAACCCAGAAGCGUCUAUGGAGGUGGAGCGGGAGCGUGUCCGCGUGGCCGCCGCCGAGGACAUAGCGGUGGCAAGGGCGGCGGCCGAGCGCGGUGAGCACGCCGAGGCCGCACGGAUCCUCCAGCGACGGCGGCAGUCCGUGCUGCAGUCGGCGCCCGGUAGGGCCGGAGCAUUCGACGCGCUUGUGGAGGAGCUGCAAGACUUCGGCGCCCGCGUGGAGGACGAGGCUGAGUACAAGAGGACGGGACGCGCGUGCAUGCUGACAGGCAUCAGCACGCACGCGCAGCAGCGCGGCACCUUGCUGGCGGUGCGGAAAAAAGGCGGUCGUACAUUGCAGUGCGCACGUAAAUCGGCGCAGCCGUACACGACCAGGAAGGCGAAGAAAAUGGUGGAGAAGUCGCGUGCGCAGCGGCAGCAGGAGCAGCAGUCGUCGGCGCCGGCGCCGAAGAAGAGGAAAAUAUCAGGGAGCAGCAGCAGCGGCGGCGAUGAUAGCCUGCUGUUUUUCAAGGCAAAUAUAGAGAGUGCACAGGAGGUAAAGGAAGUUCUAAAUAUAUACUGCCGAGCAUCAGGCCAGCAGGAUUUGGAGGUCAAUUUUGGAUGGCAGAAAUGUCUUAGACCAAGGUUUGAUACGACGUAUUGGUACAGAUGUGAGCCAGAAUUUGAGCACAAGGCGAAUAAUAUGGCUAUGAGAGCAUGUGCCAAACUCAUCAAGGACAUGGAUUAUGAGGCACGCAUCCAGGCCGUCAUAACAUACAACGCGCAGGUCCUUGGAGUGAAGACCACCAAAGCUGAAGCAAGAAACAUUAGCCUGACCCGAGACCAAUACUUGCAGUCGGCCGCACAUGAUGGCCAGCCUUGCUCCCAGUUCAAGGCAUGGGCUAUGGCCCACAAGGGCAAGGCGACGUCUGACGUCGACUACAACCCGAAGGACCCGCCCUCAGCAUACACCAAUGAGACUGUCCACAACCGCCUCAGUCAGUACACUGAGAUGGCAAGGUCGGUCCAUGGGCCAGAGUACGAUCCGACCACCGCCGAGCUUGAUCCAGAAGUCAUCAUGAGGGUGGGAGGAGGCAAGAAGCAUGGACGAUACUGGAUUGCCGACAGCACACUCAACACGGCUACUACUCCCACUUUAGCUCAGAUUCGAGCAAGGAGCACAAGCUCAUGCCCGCCUAUAUGCCCACGACCAGGCACUGCACAGCACCGGAUGGAGACAAUCCAGGUUAUUUCUGUUUUAUUCAGCUUUCAUUGA
This is a messenger RNA of Sorghum bicolor (sorghum), 2585 nucleotides long. RefSeq lists its product as uncharacterized. Bases 33 to 2585 code for a protein of 850 amino acids. NCBI's taxonomy places the organism in Eukaryota, Viridiplantae, Streptophyta, Magnoliopsida, Poales, Poaceae. The transcript has 5 exons. The record is from RefSeq and is a predicted model, not a curated record.